Molecule: messenger RNA, 5478 nt
Organism: Panicum virgatum (switchgrass)
Lineage: Eukaryota; Viridiplantae; Streptophyta; Magnoliopsida; Poales; Poaceae
Exons: 6
Coding region: 1957-5049 (1030 amino acids)
Source: RefSeq, a predicted model, not a curated record
CUCGUCCGCGUCGGAAGGACAGCUAGCAGCAAGCAAGAUUAAGGCUCACGGUUACUCUAAUACCACGUACCUGGCUUGCCUAAGCUCUUUUUUUUUUUUGUGACUGACUUGCCUAAGCUCAAGCAGCAGCUACACUCGCAUGACGAUGGCCAGAACACUAGCUAGCGCUAUUGGUUUGUGCAGGUUCAGCUAGAGACGAUUGACUUUAGUCUCGCAGGCAGCUUGCUUGAAGAAAAGCUAUUGCACUUGACAGAACGGAACAUGGGCAGCUGCGCUCACGGAAUCCAGCAGCUGCUGGUCCACGGCUGGGUUCGCGACGCGGCGGGCUGUGGCAAGACGAGUGUAGGAGAAACAAAAAGGACACUACGCGGCGAAAGGCGGCGCCGGAGCAAUAGUUAAUUAUUCACCUGUGCGUUAGUUUUCCUUGUCUUAUGUAAUGCCGGAGCAUUUUUUUUGGAUGAAAAAUGGCAGGAGCUCUGCUUAAGUGCUUAGAGGAAAUGAAAUAGUAUAGGUCAAGGAGAGACGAUCUUCUGCAGGAAGGUAUGGGAGAAUUUUCCAACGGGCGAAGGAUGCCAACUUUGUCGCAGAAGGAUUUGCUGAUGCUUUACUUGUUGCAAUUCUGUGUAAGAACAUAACAACAGUAGCCUUGCUGAUAAAGGUGUUCUUGUUCAAGUUGUUUAGUUGUUGAGGUAAUUUGCCAAUCGUCCAAGCAAAGCAAGACUACUAGCUACCACUCUUCUUUUUCUCUGCCUCUUGUGCUUUAUUAAGGCGUGCCAUUGUGCUUCGUCAAGGUUGUCACUCCAUCCUGAGAUGCCCUUUGUUCUUUAAACAUGCAGGUUACUUUAAACAUGGUAUGAUCCAUUUCUUCAGAAUUCUCAAAUUUAGUCUUUAGCUUUGCGAGGGAUGCAUACUUUGCGUGUUGUCGUAACCAGAGAAUAUUGCCCCUCUGUUCCUGACUUCCUAUCUAUAUAAGACAGUACAGCAAUGGACAAUUGCUGAUCCCUCUCCCAGCUAUUCAUUUUGCUGAUUUGCAGCCACCUGGCAGUUCUUGUUCUCUCAUUUCCAUGCUAAAAAAUCCCAUCCAUCCUCCAUAAACACCCCAUACCUACAAUUACGCCUUUCAAUCCAAUCAGCAGUUCUAGAAAAAAUCAUAAUUUUUUUUGCUGCUUCCAAUAUUGUUAAUCUGUACUGUUAUGUUGUUUUAUCCUUUUUCCUUUACCUACUAUUGUUUUGCGCCCUUUCUCUCCGUCGCGAUCAGUUGGAAAAAGUAAAAAAAAAGAAGAAGAACUGCUUCCUUUUCUGUUAGUCUGCAUUUUUUAUGUUGUUUUAUCAUUUUCCUUUUACCUACUGUUGUUUUGCGCCCCUCUUUUCCUCAGCAAUCAAUUGAAAAAAGUGAAAAAUAAAAGGUCUUCCCUUUCCAUUGCUGUUCUACACUACAGCUAAUGCCUUUCUUUCAUUUAUUGGUUCUUACAUAAUAUGAAUGAUUUCUUCUUUGCCCUAAAAAAAUGAUUUCUUCUUUCAUUCUAGCAAUCAAUUGCUUCUUCUAACGACAAAUUGAUAUACCAAAAAGAUUCAUAUGAUCCAACCCCCUUCAAACGGAAACCCAGCAAGUCAACUAUAGGUCAUAUCUUGUCAUCCACUCAAUAUCAGCAAACUUUUGCACCAGCAAUUGAUUGCAUCUUCUAGUGACAAAUAUACCAAAAAUAUCAAUAUAUCAAAAAUAUUUAUACGAGCAAAGUCAACUAGAUCAUAUCUUGUCAUCCACACAACAUCAACAAACUUUUGCAGCAGAAUUGGAGACACAACAUAUAUUGGCAACCUUCAUCUUAAAUGUUGCUUUCUUGGUGAAGGACACACAAAGUUAUUACUGAAAAUUUCACUAUAAACAAGACCCCAAAGUCUAAACCAGAGGAUCCCUGUAAUCUGAGAAUUGGAGUCCACUACUAAACAUAAGUCAUGGUGGAAUCAUCUCCGUUUCGCAUGCCAUUGACCGAAUGGCAUCAUCAGCUGCAAGAUAUCAACUUCUGGCUGAAUGGAUAUCUCAACAACCCUGCAUAUCAUAACUUGGAAGAAAAACUUGACCGGUAUGCCGUGCAGUGGAAUGUUGGGGUCGGACCCACAGCAUGUUUCACUCGAGCUAUAUCGAGCAUCACUCGGGAUGUAAAUAUCAGGAAUUAUGGUCCCUUCGACCAUGUAAUAGAGGUGGACAUGAAGCAGGCAGCAGCAGUGCUGGGUAAUCAGUUCGACAUUAAUGACAUGCUGCAUAUCAAAGUGGCAGAGCAGCUCGGGCUACUCGAACAUAAAUACGACAUGAUAGACGCUGAGCAGCGGUACUAUACCUACAACAUGGAGAAGAAGCAGGAUGACACAGUCUCACCUCUUGAGGUAAAAUAUUUCAUAGAUCCUCAAAUAAUGCAAAAUCUACGGACCAAGAAGUACCUGCUGGUGGUUCACAAUCUUGACAGGCCAAUAAAGCCCAUCGAUAUUCAUGAUACGACAGAGGGCUUAUGGCUUCCUGCCCCUGGGUGGAAUGGUUCUUUCUGGAUCAUAUCCACCACCUCCCAAUAUGUCUAUGACAGGAGCAACAAGCCAGAUGAGCCUCGCGUCAUCAAAUCCUUUUCUGGGGAUAAUAUAUUGAUUCUCACACUGCAUUCUCUGAAACAAGCGGCCAAGUACAUCUCUGUUGCGGUUGGCCAUGGAGAGGAGAAGUAUUGGCAUCAUGUGGCAGUCCAGUGCUUUCACUACGCCACCAUGCUGUUGCUUAUCCCCUGCAGUUCCAAUGUUGACCCGCCAAAGUGUGAUGCCCAGGCUGAUGUUAGCUCAGAUGUGUUGAUCCGCCAGUGGGCUGCUCAAGGCAUCCUUCCUGUCAUGAAGCCAAGUGUCCAAGAAAAAAUGGGGGAGGACACUGACGGCUACCACUGUCAGUACUAUGGUGAUGAUAUAUAUCAACUUGGAAAUGUCAUCCUCGAGGCUUUUCGGGAGUAUUCGUUGCUGCAGCUGCCUUUUUCUCCUGCAACGAACGAUGAUGAAGCCACAAUAUCUGCUGCACACUUCCUAGCAUAUCAUAGCCUUGUUGUAGAGCCCCUCACAUCCGGUGAACUCUGUGAGGGAAAUUACUUUCAGUUGGAGCGCAUGCAGUGGAUCUCACAUGUGGGCGACCAAGGAUGGCAUGUAAGCAGAGAUUGGUUGAGCCAGGGGUCCAGCGGCCCGACCACACUUAUUAUAAGGCAUUGCUCGCAACACUCGAGGUUGUUCAUGAAGCUUGAAUCUGAUGAUUUCUUGGCCAAGCUCCCUUAUCUUCGUGUUCUUGAUAUUUCCUACACUCCGAUAGAGUCGCUUCCUUCUUCAAUCUGUUGUCUCCAAAAACUCCAAUUGCUUUCCCUUAAAGGCUGCUAUAACCUCAGAAGUCCAUUCAGCUUCCCAGAUACUGAAAUUACUCUCUGUGCAAACAACAGCAACAAAAAGCUCAACUUGCUCUAUCUCGAUCUCUCCUAUUCAAAUAUAAGCACAUUCCAGUGCGACUUCUUCCAUAGCAUUCCUACUCUAAAAGAGCUUCUGCUUGUCAAAUGCUCCAACCUUGAGGAGCUGCCACUCUCGGCUCUUGCAUUGUCUACUCUAACAAAACUCGAGAUAAUAGACAACAAGAAAUUCAUUUCAUUCUCGAGAUUAACAGAGAUGGCAUUUGAUGGGCAUGGCACCCUUCAUUCAUUCUCAUUGGAUGGUACACCACAUAUAAAGCGAUUGUCAUUGCACGGAUGUAGUAAGCUAGAAUCCGUGGACAUUAAGGAAGUUGAUGCUUUGGAGGAGCUCGAUCUAUCUGCUACGGCUAUCAAGGAGCUACCAGACAACAUCCCUAAUCUGCCCCAGCUUAGGCGAUUGCUUCUCCGGGGCGUUCCUUCCCUGAGACGAUUCCCUUGGCAUAAGCUGGAUAGAUUCCCAGAUGUGUUUUGCUUGGAUCAAUGCUCAUCAGAUGGAACUGUUAAUCAUGAUUGCAGUACUCCAAAAGUUGCUCAGGUGUGCAUAAGUGAUUCCAGAUUGUUUUAUAGCUUCAAAUAUGCCACCAGAGAUUUAGUAAGGCGUGGACGACUUUUGAAAUCUUUCAAUGUUCAAAUUACAUCAUGCAAGGCCACAACUAGGAAGAUACAGGAUGAAGAGGGCACGGUGAAAACCAACAAUCUUCAUGCGUCAUUGGCAGCCUAUGCUGAUGUAAACUGUCGCUAUCUGACAGACGGAGUCUUGAUGGUGUCAAUGGAUGACGUGCCUCCCUUUCGGGAGACUGAGCGUCACGUGGAGAUCUCAGCAGUGGAGCGGUAUCCCCAUGGUCUGAAGUAUCUUCUGGCAGUCACUAAAUCAAUUAGCAUGUCAGACGAUACUCACGUCUCCUGCCUCAAUGAUCUGAGUAGUUUGGAUGAUACUCACGUCUCCUGCCUCAAGCUCCAGCGGUGCCAUCGGAUGGUGCUUGUCUUUAAGGAUGCGUAUUACGUGGGGCGGAGUCUGAAGAAUGCACAUGUCUCUCAUCUCAAAAGUCUGACACAUUUCUACAAAGACUGGAAGUUUGAUUAUGAUUUCCAUGCACUGAAGCACCUCCGGCUGGAGCAUUGCCCGAGGUUGGAAGGCGUCAUGCCACGUGGAUCUGCGCUGCCAAGUCUCGUCACGCUCGACAUCCUCUUCUGCUACAAUCUCAAGGCAAUUUUCUACUAUAACAGACGUCGUCAUUCUUCUACUAGUUUCGAGCUUCCAUGUCUUCGGAGGAUACACCUCCAGGAGCUGCCCCUGCUGGAGCAUCUUCGCGACGACGACGCCGUCCUGGCCGCGCCCGCGUGGGAGGAGCUCCACGUCCGCGGGUGCUGGAGCUUGCAUCGUCUCCCGCGCCUCAUCGACCGACGACCAGGCAAGAAGGCCGUGACGGUGAGCGGGGAGCGGGCCUGGUGGACCAAGCUCCGCUGGGACGACCGGGACGACUCGCACUGCGAGAGCUAUGAGCCCAGGCUUCCCCCGGCAUCCGCCUCCAUCCGCGAGCGCGUCAUCAUCAAGACCUACCUCAGGUGAAGGAAUGGAGCCAUGCCCAAGCCGCAAUCUCAUCCAGACCACAGCAUCCUCUCCGUCCCACUCACUACACCCAUGCCACCGCCAACCCGUCCAGAGUUUCGCCAUGCCCGCCCGUCCGCGUCGAUCUCCAGUUUCCAAAUAAGAGGUUUGGUUUGUCUGCUGGCUGCUUCAUCGUCCGGCCGGCGCAUCCAAGCAGUGUGACAGCAGCUCAACCAGAUUGCAGUGUUUGAUGCCUCAACGUGUGUUUUCUAGUGUUGUGUGCUUGCUUUGAUCAGUUCGAGCAUUGACUUCGAUUUGCUUGCCCGUGUGAAACUUUGAUGUGUCUGUUUUAAUUUGUUCGUUCCCAUUCAUAAUCGGUGGAUUAUGAAUUGGUAUGUAACUGAAUUAUAUUACUACUUGUGUGCGUUUGCUGCACUACGUGUUGCUGAA